AUGCUUGAGGCUGCCAAUGAUCCUAAGAAGCUUGAAGAUUCCAAUCAAGUCAGAUCUGCGUUUGUCACAGAUCUCUCGGACCAGAUAUGUUGGAUGAGUUCAGGUGUCAGGCUCUGGGCGUUUGGGCAUACUCACUACAAUUGCGAUUUUAGGGAAGAAGGAACAGGGAAACGAAUUGUGGCAAAUCAGAAGGGCUACAUAAGGAGUCAAGUAUAUACUUUCGAUGUGGGGAAGGUGGUUGAAAUCGAGACUAUUGAAUUGUGA
Messenger RNA from Botrytis porri, 264 nucleotides. RefSeq lists its product as uncharacterized. The transcript has a single exon. The coding region runs from base 1 to 264 and encodes 87 amino acids. The record is from RefSeq and is a predicted model, not a curated record. Lineage: Eukaryota; Fungi; Ascomycota; Leotiomycetes; Helotiales; Sclerotiniaceae.